Solanum tuberosum (potato) is the source of this 1791-nucleotide messenger RNA. RefSeq names its product zinc finger MYM-type protein 1-like. Bases 1 to 1791 code for a protein of 596 amino acids. The record is from RefSeq and is a predicted model, not a curated record. The transcript has 3 exons. Lineage: Eukaryota; Viridiplantae; Streptophyta; Magnoliopsida; Solanales; Solanaceae.
AUGGAGAAGUUUCUUGUGAAAUUUAACCAUUCUCAAGCAAGUUCUAGUACGAAUGUCAAUCCUUCUAGUCUUAUAGAUGACCUUAAUUUAGAUUCACUUGAAGCCGAUCCAGGAAAAAGAGUACCAAUUGCUCACUAUAACCCUCAAAUAAAGGAUGAAGUGAGGAAACAUUAUAUUCAAAAAGGGCCUUGUCAACCAAAAAUGGAUUCAUAUCCUCCAACUGAAAUUGGAAAAAGAAUGCGUCAAUUUUGUAAAAUUUGGUUUGAAGGUCCAUAUUCUAAAUGGUUGGAGUAUAGCGUGGAGAAAGAUUCUGUCUAUUGUCUAUGUUGUUAUUUAUUCAAAGAUGAUUUUUUCCAUGGAAGCGCAAGUGAGUUUUACACAAAAACGGGUUUUAGGAGUUGGAAUAGGGCACUUGAAAGAUUCCGUAAACAUGUUGGUGAUGUUAAUAGUAUUCAUGACAAAUGUUUCAACAAGAUGCUAGAUUUGUCAAAUCAUCAUCAAUCAAUUCAAGUUGUUAUUGAUAAGCAUUCUCAAAAGUUAAAAAAUGAGUAUCGAAUGCGAUUUUUGCGAUGGCACGGGGACAAACAUCCGAAUGUUGGAAAAGUGAUAUUGGAAAAUGCCCCACAAAAUGAUACGUUGACUUGUCCUAUGAUUCAAAAAGAUAUUGCCAAUGCUUGUGCAAAAGAAACAUUGAAAGCAAUAAUUGGGGACUUGAAUGGAGAUUACUUUGGUAUAUUAGUUGAUGAGUCAAAAGACAUCUCUCACAAAGAACAAAUGGCUCUUGUUUUGCGUUUUGUUAAUAAGAAUGGUGAAGUAGUUGAACGAUUUAUCGGUCUUGUCCAUGUUAGUGAUACAUCGGCAUGUUCAUUGAAGAAAGCGAUUUAUUCUUUGCUUUCCGUUCACUCACUAAGUCCAUCCAAAAUACGUGGACAAGGUUAUGAUGGGGCUAGUAAUAUGAAAGGAGAGAUAAAUGGGCUCAAAACUUUGAUUAUGAAAGAUAGUCCAUCGGCAUAUUACAUUCAUUGUUUUGCUCAUCAAUUGCAACUAACACUAGUGGCUAUUGCUAAAAAACAUUUGGAUGUUGAAGACUUUUUUGAUCAUGUUAGUAAUGUGUUGAAUGUUGUUGGAGGAUCUUUCAAGCGUAGAGACUUACUUCGUGAUCACCAAGCCAAAAAGUUAGAGCAAUUAUUUGAAUCCGUGUUGGCAAUGUCAAAUGAGUUGAGUAAGAUUUUACAAAAAAAAGAUCAAGAUAUUGUUAAUGCCGUGGAGUUUCUUAAUAUUACAAAGAAAAGAUUGCAAGAUAUGAGGGAAAAUGGAUGGGAAUCUUUGUUGGAUGAUGUUUCCUCAUUUUGUGAUGUGCAUGAUAUCUUGAUUCCCAAGUUGGAUGAGUCUUAUUUUCCCGGAAAGUCAAAACGUAAGUCUUCGGGUGUUAGUUAUGCGCACCACUUGCGUGUUGAAGUCUUUUUUGCUGUCAUUGAUGUGCAACUUCAAGAACUUAAUGACCGUUUUGAUGUAGUGAGUAGUGAUUUGCUUCUUGGGAUGGGUAGCUUGAAUCCGGUCAAUUCUUUCUCUAAUUUUGACAAAGGUAAAAUCAUGACUUUAGCAAAGUGUUAUCCAAGUGAGUUUGAUGAUGGAAAAAUUAGAGAUUUGAGCUAUCAACUCGAUACUUUCAUUAGUCAUAUGCGAAGUGGUAAUCCAAGUUCUCCAACUUGCAAGGAAUUCAUGAUUUGGCGAAGGCAUUGGUUGAAGCAAAUCUCGCGGAGACUUAUUCACUUGUUUAUUUACUUGUAA